CACACACACACACACACCAUGUGUUUAGUUAGCUUUAUGCUGACCAACCUUUAGUCAGUUUAGUCCUCUGUGUGUUGAUUUGUGCUCAAAACGCAACUCAUCACUCUGAACAUCUCUCUGUCGUUGCAUGCAAUAUGGACAUGUUGGACACAUCAACCAUGGUUGACUUCGAAGAUGAAAAUUCUUCAAUGACCUAUAUGCCACCAUGUGACCUGUUCGACAUAUCUAAUUUUAGUAGACAUUUAUUGCCACCAUUCUACUAUGCAAUUUUCAUUAUCAGUCUGCUGGGCAAUGGAUUGGUUCUAUAUAUUCUAUUCAAGUUUGAAAAGAUCAACACAGUCACUAAUGUAUUCCUCAUCAACCUGGUAGCCUCCGAUCUGAUUUUUACCCUUGGUCUUCCAUUCCAAGCUGUGUACCAUAGCUCAGAGUGGUCAUUUGGCCAGGUGGGAUGCAAGGUGAUGAAUGGCACUUACCACCUUGGGUUCUACAGCUCUGUCCUGUUCCUCACUCUUCUGACUUUUGACCGCUACCUGGCUGUGGUACAUGCCGUUGCCGCUGUGAAGUGGAGGCAGAGCUGCUAUGCCUACUUCUCAGCCAUGGUUGUGUGGAUUGUUUCUGGCCUCACUAGUUUGGAGACCUUCCUCAAUCAUGAUGUAACCGACGACAUUGUUCAGGGGUUAACCUGCACUGACAUGGGUGACCCUGAACGCAAGAUAAUGGGCACUUAUUCCCAGGUUGCGCUUUUUUUCAUCUUCCCCUUAGUUGUCGUCUUGUACUGCUACAUCAUGAUCGGAUUGACAGUUCUCUCAACUCGAAUGAGGAGCAAACAAAGGCCUCUGAAGCUGAUAUUUGUCAUUUUGGUUCUAUUUUUCAUGUGCUGGACCCCAUACAAUGUCAUAUUAUUGUUAACAGAAAAUGAAAACAGAGACCCUUGUGAUUACAGUCUCAUCUAUUAUCGGUAUGUCACUCACAGCAUCGCCAAUUUAUACUUUUGCAUCAAUCCGAUGUUCUACACUUUUUUGGGUAGAAAAUUCCAAAAUCAUGUACGCCGCAUGCUGGUGGAUCAGGUCCCAUGCUUAAAGAAUCAUUUGCAUGUCAGUGAAAGCAGCAGAUCAUUCUCUAGGUGAAUGCUAAAUGUUUAUGGGAUUAGUGAGAGAAAUGUAACACUCGUAAUGUUCACUAGACCCGUUGAUUUCAAAACAUGCAGUCUGAGUUUCAGCAUUAAAAUGAUUUGCUUAUCAUUUACGAUACUUUUUUUUAGUUAGGCACUGUAGAGUUUCUGUUUUCAAAACUGUGCGAAAGGUUAACAGAAGAGUGCUCUGUAUAGACCCAACUGGAAAAGCAGUUUAAUUCUUUUAACACAGUGUAUUUAAUGAACAUUUUAAAAAAUUCAGGCACUUGUUUUCCAUGACCAAAAAAAAAAAAACCUUUCACAUUCAAACUAAUUACUAGGUUAUGAGGGUUAUCAAGCUGAUAACAGUUUGUGUGCAGCACUGUGUGUGCUGGAAGAUCAGACCACAGAUUUUAUGAAUAAUAUCUGUGGAGGCUUGAGUUUGUAACAGACAUAACGGGAAAUGGCGAAACAAGAAAUGGCGUCAACUUCAAUGUUGCACUGCUUACUAUGAUUUAGCCAUGCAAUGAGGAAGUUUUUCUGAUAUGGUUAGGAUUUUUUUUGCCUUUGUUUCUAGGACAAAUCUUUCACUUGCACAUCUUUCAAUUACUGUAAGACUCUGUUUGUAAGUGCAUGGUUUUUAAAAUUGCUUAUAUUAACCAAAGUGGGAAAAUCAAUUAUCAUACAAAACAAACUAAUGUCUGUAAUUGGCGGUUUUUUUUUUUUUUGGUUCUUGUGCUCUGAUUGACAAUGUUUUCUUGUUAAGUGAAAGAGUACUUGCUUUUUAAAUGUUUUAAUAGUUGCAAUGUAUAUGUUGAGCUUAGCUGUAUUUGUACAGAGGGAGUGUUAGAGAUUGAGAGAGAUAAAAAUAAAAUGAACUAACGCAAACAAAUCCAAGAAAACCUGUAAAUAAAAUGUCACUAUUUUGAGAGACUGCAUAUGUUGCAUAUGAGAAUAAUGCACCAAUUAUAAUAAUGAAAAUAUCUGCAUGUAAAUUAGAUAUGUACACGGUUUAAGGCACUGUUUUUUUUUUUUGUUGUAACUUUUUAAUUUGUUAAUGCUUGGCUAAUGGAUUAAAUUUAUGUGUCUGGAUAUGAUGUAACAUUGC
This is a messenger RNA of Hemibagrus wyckioides, 2219 nucleotides long. RefSeq names its product chemokine (C-C motif) receptor 12b, tandem duplicate 2 (gene ccr12b.2). The record is from RefSeq and is a predicted model, not a curated record. The coding region runs from base 135 to 1127 and encodes 330 amino acids. Gene Ontology annotation, molecular function: chemokine receptor activity. The transcript has 2 exons. NCBI's taxonomy places the organism in Eukaryota, Metazoa, Chordata, Actinopteri, Siluriformes, Bagridae. Gene Ontology annotation, cellular component: membrane. Gene Ontology annotation, biological process: chemotaxis; G protein-coupled receptor signaling pathway; immune response.